AUGAGUGAAAAUCGCCACGGGUCUAGACCAAUUGAUUCCCUCAGAGGAAAAAGCUUUGUGAGAUCCUCAGCUACCCCACAAGCAACUCGAAACAUAGAAAUUACGACAAAGGCAAAUCCUGCUGCUAAAUUUAUUAUUGAAAAGCCGACAAAAAUAAAUCUCUCCUUUGCAAAGCAACCAGGCGCAACAACUCCAAAAAUUGAGCGUCCGGCUGCCCCUCUAAAAGUUACACCAGCACCAAAACCUGCUAACUACAAUCCAGCGCCGCAAUCAACUCCAAUGGCAGCCCCAAUUCCAGCUCAAACACCAACUCAAACUACUAUUCAAAUACCUCAGCGUCCAUCAACUCCAAAUCAAGUUUCUCCAAUGAUGCAUCAAAUAUCAAACCCUGCUCCAAUUGUUCCAAGCCAGCCACCUCCAGUUAUCAUCACAAAAGAGUUUAUUUCACCACAACCGCCUGCAGCAGCUGAUUACUUUUCAAAGUUUUCACUUUUAUCAUUCGUUACUUCUUUCAAAGACGAAAAGAGCUUCAACGAAACAGAUUUAUACUCUCUCGGUCUCAACUUGAACAAAGAAGAGCCUCUUUUACCAAUGCUUCACUCUGUUCUCUCUGAUGCUCCAUUAUUAAACAACUCUUGCUAUCCAAUGCCAAAGAGCUAUGCCGCGCUCGAGAGAUCAGAGAAUCCGAUAGAGAAGAUCAAUCUUUUUUCGGAUUCCAUUCUUUUAUUCAUCUUCUACACCCAAAGUCAAACAGAUAUGCAAACUGCAGCCUCAAACGAACUUAUUCGUCGCGGUUUCCAGUACGAUGAAGAAAAGUGUACAUGGUCCAACAGCGAAGGCGCUGAAUGGGAUAUUAAUCAGUGGAAAUUCGCUGAACAAGAAACUGAUGAGUAA
This is a messenger RNA of Trichomonas vaginalis G3, 894 nucleotides long. Its product is annotated as CCR4 NOT-related family. Gene Ontology annotation, cellular component: P-body; CCR4-NOT core complex. The transcript has a single exon. The record is from RefSeq and is a predicted model, not a curated record. NCBI's taxonomy places the organism in Eukaryota, Parabasalia, Trichomonadida, Trichomonadidae. The coding region runs from base 1 to 894 and encodes 297 amino acids. Gene Ontology annotation, biological process: nuclear-transcribed mRNA poly(A) tail shortening; regulation of DNA-templated transcription.